AUGAACGGACGCAACAACAAUUCUCCCUCAACCUCGUGUCGGAUGAUCAUCGACCCAAACGAACCUCGCUACGCGCCCCGUCCGACACCUCCUCCGGCGAAGUGGCGAGAGCUGCAGUACGAAGUCCGAACCACGACGCAUCCCGUGGUCCCAGGCUUCAUCAUCGCAGGAUUGCCUGGAGGGUUCACCGGCAAUCUCCCUGCGGUAGCCAAUACACAGUUUCACCAGUGGCUCCAACGUAAUCCACCUCUGGUGGGCGGUCCUGGUGCUUCCCCACGCUCGCCCGUGGUCCCUCCAGCUCAGCUACCAUGGCAGGGGAUGCAGCUCCCACCGCAACAGCCGCUACCUCACCAGCAGCCACCUCGACAGCCACAAAUGACGCCCAAAGACGCACCGCCACCAGCCAGCCCUGUCAGUACGCCGAGAAGAUCCGUCGAUACUCGCAUCAGGGACAACACUAGCUACGGUGAGAUCCUCAAGGGUCGCCCGCAUUCCGCAGCCCGCCCACCACUCAACAUUGAUAUCAGUAUUGCUGAGAUCUGUACUUUCUUCCCAAGCUGGUUCAUCAACCCCCUGGUCAUACUGCGUGCUAUGCGGAAUGGGUUCACACGCAAUACAUUGGCGGAUUUGCAGAUCGGAGCGGUUGGUUGUACAAGUGCCGGUGAUCGCAAGAAGACGGAAGAUCGGCUCCAACAGCAGAUCAGCAGGGGUGGGAAGCUGGAGCAGGGUACCGAAGCCAGGUGGGAUAGAGCCAGCUAUGUCCAGCGUGUUGGGUUGCAGAACGACCUCACGGCGAACUACUGGAAGCAGCGUGACGGGUAUGGGCCGAAAGAAAAUACUGUGGAUUGGGACGACUUCGAAUUGGUGGGCGUGUCGGCUGCCGUUCCUCAGGCGAAUUGGCCUACCGGUGACGACAAGUUGCUGCUCACAAGAUGCCUCGAAUUUGCCUCUGCCAACCAGGGGCUACACCUUACUACUCACCACUGGGCGUGGAUCAUUCAGAACCAUCUCAGCGGAGUCAUGGUACCACCAGCACCAGCUGGACCAAAUGCAAACCGCGACACAGCUGCAGUCGGGCGCCUUUUUGGUUAG
Recurvomyces mirabilis is the source of this 1092-nucleotide messenger RNA. RefSeq lists its product as uncharacterized. The transcript has a single exon. Lineage: Eukaryota; Fungi; Ascomycota; Dothideomycetes; Mycosphaerellales; Teratosphaeriaceae. The record is from RefSeq and is a predicted model, not a curated record. Bases 1 to 1092 code for a protein of 363 amino acids.